ACUACUGGGGGGGUUAAAAGCCUGCCCCUCUGAGGACCAAUCUCUCCAAAGCAGAAGUGGAAUUAAAGAUAAUGGUGCAACAACAAAACUUCCACGAAAAAAUCUCAGUCCCCUCAGAAGCUGAUGAAGCGCUGACAUCGCUGGCUGAUCUAUUGCAGGUUUAGCUCCAGCUCUGUCAAGAUGAUGCAGGCAGUAUGUGUGGACGCACCGGGAGGGCCAGAGAAUCUCCUGCUGCGAGCUGUCCCCAGACCCCCACCUAAAGAUGGAGAAGUCUUGAUCAAAGUUCACGCCGCGGCCCUCAACAGGGCGGACUUAUUACAGAGACGAGGCUUGUACCCUCCUCCUCCAGGUGAAAGUGACAUCAUAGGCCUGGAGGUAGCCGGUACUGUGGAUACUCUGGGCCCAGGAUUGAAAAGGGACUGGAAACUGGAUGAAAGGGUCAUGGCCUUGCUUGGUGGAGGAGGAUACGCAGAAUAUGUUUCUGUGCCUGAGGAGCUUCUCAUGCCUGUUCCCUCUAACCUCACCCUCUGCCAGGCUGCUGCAAUCCCAGAGGCCUGGCUCACUGCUUUCCAGCUGUUAGCCUGGAUAGCUCAGGUGAAGGAGGGGGAGGUAGUUCUGGUACACGCUGGAGCCAGUGGGGUCGGAACAGCUGCAGUUCAGCUGGUCCGUCUGUUUGGUGCUGUGCCCAUAAUUACAGCGGGGAGCCCCGAAAAAUUAAGAAUGGCUGAGAAACUGGGCGCAGCUGCUGGAUUCAACUACAAAAAGGAGAGCUUUGCACAGGGAGUUUGUGACUUUACAGGAGGUAAAGGAGCAAAUGUCAUCCUGGACUGCAUUGGCGGGUGUAACUGGGAGCAAAACGUGAGCUGCUUGUCAGUGGACGGCAGAUGGGUGCUGUACGGCACCAUGGGAGGCAGAACAGUAGAAGGGGAUCUGCUGGGAAAGCUGCUCUCCAAGCGAGGACACUUGCUCAGCAGCCUCCUCCGCUCUCGUACACUUCAGUACAAAUCUAACCUGAUCAGGGAUUUUUCACACAAGGUGUUGCCAUAUUUCUCAAACCAGCCUGCCUCCUUGCGACCAGUUAUUGAUCGCACCUUCAAACUGGAGGACAUCGCAGAGGCUCACCGGUACAUGGAGGCCAACAGAAACAUGGGGAAGAUUAUCAUUAAAGUGAUUCCACAGAACGAGGAAACUCACUGAUUGACACCAGCCUUUACAAAUUAGUCAGAAAAGAAAUGGACUCCUUUCGAAGUGUUAGUUUGAUGUAUGCCUAGAAAUGCAUGCAUAAUCCACUAAUAAAAUGGUCCCAAAA
Messenger RNA from Menidia menidia (Atlantic silverside), 1309 nucleotides. The record is from the annotation of a GenBank genome assembly. NCBI's taxonomy places the organism in Eukaryota, Metazoa, Chordata, Actinopteri, Atheriniformes, Atherinopsidae.